GAUGCCAUGGCUGUUUUAAAAGGAACGCUUGACAGUGGCUUGUUGCCUAGUAGACCAGCAGUUACUGCGCUCACUCAGGCUUUAGCAGAAAAAGGAGAUAGCAAGAACCUGCAAGCACUUAAAAACAUGCUGGAAGACAUGACAAAAUCAAUUGGUAUAUCUGCCUCACUAAUAGCUAAUGCUAUUGCAUUGGCUCAUGCUAAGAACAAUGACCUUGAUGCUGCUGUGGAAUACCUUGAGCCUCUGCUUAUCUCUGGUGCACAGAAUCCUGAUCAAGCUGUCAGAAGUAUUUCCUAUUUGUUAAGAAGGGUGUCUGAGGAAGGAUUAGAACCAGCUUUGGAAAAAUUUGGUGUGAUGGCAGAAAGACUGGCCAGUCAGUUUGGAAUUUACAGACCUGUCACAGAUCUUUUCCUUCAAUAUGUCAGUGCAGACAGAGUGGAUGAUGCCAGAUCACUGAUACAGAGGUGUGGUGCAUUAGUUGAGGAGAAGAGAGCUUUAGUGAGUUUUAUGGCUAGAUCAGCAUCUAAACCUGGACAGGCAAAGAAGAUCGAGACUCUUCUAGAACUGGUUCCUGAGCAUCAAGAUACGGAAAUUGCAUACCAUUACCUCAUGAGAUGUUAUGAAUUGGAUGGGGAUGUUGCUUCUGUAAAGGCUGUGUAUGAGAAAACAAAAGAGAAGAAUAUACAGCUGCAUGAGCUCUCUCUGAAAUCUUUGGCAACUUUUCUGAAGAAAGUAGGAGAGCCUGUCCCUUUCACUGAACCCCCUGAGACAUUCAAGUUCUAUGUGGAAGAAUGGAGGAAAAGAAGAUUGGAAGCGUCAUGAACAGACAGUCUUUUAUGCUUUAGUUGUUUAUGAAAUUGUUUAAAUGUUACACUCAAUAAAAAUUUAAAAAAGCAUGCUGUUGUGUGUAAUUUUUAAUAUAAAUCUAUGCUUAAACAGCACUUUCCAUAGCUGUAAUUGAUAGAAACAUUCAUUAAUAGAAACGCUGUUAAAAUUGCUAAUGAAAUAUCAAGAUGCAGCUUUCUAGGCUAUUUCUGUUUUGAUGUAUGAUCUGCUAUAACCUGAACUGUAUUUUGGCUCCUGCUGAUUCACAAAAUAUAUGUAUAUCAA
Phaethon lepturus (White-tailed tropicbird) is the source of this 1110-nucleotide messenger RNA. RefSeq names its product leucine-rich PPR motif-containing protein, mitochondrial-like. The record is from RefSeq and is a predicted model, not a curated record. NCBI's taxonomy places the organism in Eukaryota, Metazoa, Chordata, Aves, Phaethontiformes, Phaethontidae. The transcript has 7 exons. The coding region runs from base 7 to 822 and encodes 271 amino acids. Gene Ontology annotation, molecular function: protein binding.